AUGGAAAACCCCAUUUUUGUAUUCAUACCGGGCGCAUGGCACACUCCGGACACCUUUGAUCGCCUGCGUAGCCUCAUGGCCGACCAAGGGCUCGAAUCAAUAGCCAUUGCCAACCAUUCCCUCAGCACGCAGCAUUCGAACAGCGCCCACCCGAUCAGCGGUCUCCAUCUCGAUAUCAAGCACACAAAGGCCGCCCUUCAGAAGUUGGUCAACCACGGGCGAGAAGUGGUAGUCGUCAUGCAUUCCUACGGUGGAGCCGUCGGCGCGAGUGCCAUGGAAGGAUUGGGGUAUGCGCAGCGAUUAAAGGCCGGGCUUCGAGGUGGUGUAAUAAUGGCCGUGUGGAUGACAGCCUUCGUCGCGCGCAAGGGACAGUCGAUGCUGGAUCUUCUCGGAGGGAAUUGGGAGUCCUGGAUGCGAUUCAAGAACGACGACGGCUAUGUUUAUACCUCGAACGAAUCAACCGUGUUCUACAGCGACCUGACUCUGGAAGAACAACAGAAAUGCAUUGCUUUGCUCAAGCCACAGCCGAUGGCGUCCUUCACGGAGCCGGCGCUAUAUGAGCCUUGGCAUGAUAUUCCUUGCAUGUAUCUUUUCUGCGACAAGGACCUAGGAAUUCCGCUGGCGGCUCAGAAAUCGUUUGCAGAAAAACUAGGGACUCCAGUGACUUUUCAUAUCGAUGCCUCCCACUCACCAUUCCUGAGUCAGCCUGGCAAGGUGAUCGAGGGAAUCAGGCUGGCACUGAAGGCCGGUAGAGAGCAGAGUGGAUUCGCAAAUUGA
Molecule: messenger RNA, 777 nt
Organism: Aspergillus nidulans FGSC A4
Lineage: Eukaryota; Fungi; Ascomycota; Eurotiomycetes; Eurotiales; Aspergillaceae
Product: alpha/beta hydrolase
Exons: 1
Coding region: 1-777 (258 amino acids)
Source: RefSeq, a predicted model, not a curated record